Molecule: messenger RNA, 4146 nt
Organism: Uloborus diversus
Lineage: Eukaryota; Metazoa; Arthropoda; Arachnida; Araneae; Uloboridae
Exons: 18
Coding region: 4-4113 (1369 amino acids)
Cellular component (GO): membrane
Source: RefSeq, a predicted model, not a curated record
AGAAUGGCAUUCCCUGAAGUUCUUUGUGGGAAACUGAUGGAAGAUAAUCAAAGUACAUCUUUGAAUGCAGACAAGAGCUUUACUAGUGAUGACAAGAGCUUUUCUGCCAACUCUUCAUUUGGAAAUUCACCUUUAUUGGAUAAAGAAAAGCUUAUGAGAUAUAGUGUUAGUUCUCGAGAUGAAUUUUGGGAUGCUCUUAGUACCAACUAUGACUUCUUGAUGGACGAUGGUCUGAUUGCUACAUGUCGAGAAGCCAGUAGUGAUCUAUCCUUGGAUGAUGAACAUGAAAUGCCUGAAACCUGUUGCUGGAGUUUUAAUCAGUUCAUGGAGCAAUUCAAGUGGUUGCAUGAUUUGUUGCAUAACUUGCAAGUUGCAAAAAAAGGAGAUAAAAGCAAGAAAAUUUUGGAAGAAGAACAGAAAAUUGCAUACCUUUACAAGUUGUUUAAUGAACAAGCUCAGAAGUUGAGUGAGAAAUAUCCAGAUAUGAGAGAUGAUGUUCAUCGACAUUUGAAUCUCUUGAAUAACAAGUGGAAAGCAGUGGAGCAAUCCAUUUAUCCCAAUAAAGUGAAAACUCCAUCAAAGGAUUGUGUAUUUGAAGAAAUUGCUAACCGCAUGAGAAACUUACGUAAAUGGUUGAGAGAAGUUGAGGAUAGGCUGUGUCCUGUUAACUUGUCAUGCAAUUGGACUUUUGAAAAAAUAGAAGAGAGAAUGACUGAACAAGAAUCUUUUCAGAAAGAAAUAGAAGCCAAAGGAAAAUAUGUUUCAUCACUAUUAAAACUGUGUGAACAUUUGAAAGGAAAUGUUCGGUUUGGACAAAAUUCCUUGAUGGUUUGGGAUGCAGAACGUGUUAGGAGAGUUGCUGAAAAUCUUGAACACAGAUGGCAUUCUAUAUGGUUAAAAUCAAUAGAAUGUCAUUGCAUAUUGGAGCAGCUGAUAGAAAACUCAAAAUCAGGUGCUGAAAAACUGGACAAAAGCUUUAGUGAGGAGCCCCUGAAAAAAUAUCCAAGACUGAGUGAGCACUGUGAUGAAAUCGCGCUGUUAGAAAAUGAACUGAGAAGCAAAAUGAGUUACAAAUGUGAUAAUGUGCUUGUUGAUGACUGCCUUGAUGAAUUGGAUCACGAACUGCAAGUUGAUGUUCUUUUGCAAACAGAGGAGCUUACUCCCAAAAAUGACAAAGCUGUCAUGGUUGGAGAUACUGGUAUUACCAAACUGAAAGCUGAAAGCCAAGGUGGAACUAAAAAAUUUGAAAUUGUUCAGGAUGUUGGCUACUCUAGUGAGACUUCUGCACAUUUUUCUAAUGAUGAAAAAUUAGAUAACUGUGAGAUUCCGAUGGUAGAAAGCAUAACGAAAGUUUUUGACAAAUCUUCACCUAGUGCCACAAAUUUACAAAAAUUUUACCUUGCACCAGAUAAAUAUCCAUCUGUGAGUUUGAAAGCUUUACAUUUCUUGUCUGAAGAAAAGCCUUUUUAUCAUUCUAGUUUAAAUAAAACUGUCCCUGACUCAUUUUAUAAAGUAACAUCAGUUGAUGAUGAAUUGCUUGAAGAAUUAACAAACUUUGAUGAAGCCACAGCAUCAAACAGCAUUGUAAAACAAUUGAGCUUCAGUCCCAUUAGUCAGAAAACAUUACUUGAUGGAAAAGACAUCAAAGACUUAGCCUCUAUUAGUAACUAUAACUCAAAAGAUAGUCAAGUUGUUGAUAAAGAUAUAAAUGAUAAAUGUCUUGGGUUAACUGAGAGUUUAAAUGUACAAAACGAUCUUUCCUCUCCCAGCUCAACUUUAAAAAAGAACAAAAAAUUAUCCAAAGUGCCUAAAAGUAACAUAUCUCACAAAUCAAAUCAUCAUAAUGAAAAAAGAUCCCAAGUCCAAGCUUGGCUGAAUACGUGCCAUUCAACUGAUGAGUGUGUUUCAGAUGAUAAUUUAGGAAAAGAGGAAAAAUCUUUUAAAGAUGACGCAUCGACUAAAACUGUUGAUAGCUCUUGUGAUGCAAGUGGCGAAUACACAACUACUGAAUCAGACAGUGAAAAAUCGAAUGCUUCAGAUGUUAAUAAUAGUGUUACUCUGUCACAGUCUUUCACAGGUUCAAUUGAGACUGUCAUACCAUCUAUGCCUGAGAGUAAGGUUGAAUUAAAUGAAAAAACUGGUACUAUUGAGACACCUUCUUCAGUUCGUUUAAGAAAGAAAAAAAGAACUAACCGAGAUAGACCUUGGAGUGUUACAGAUGUUCAUCAAACUUUUACUUCUUCUCCAGCAGUACCACAUUCUACAUCGGAAAGUGCCCUAGAUUUGUUGUACAAUGCCCAAGAUUCCAGAAAGAUAGUGUAUGUAUCAUUUAUACUCUCAGAGAACAAGCGCUUAUCUCUUACCAAUAUCCAUUUGCUUAACUGUCCGUCCAUAAAAUCAAGUAAAUAUAAUCAAAAUUCUACAAAAAGCUCAAAUCAUCGCACAAGUUCAGGGUCUGAAAAAACUUCCAGAAAGAAGAAAUCCUCUAGUGCUCGCAGUUCUGACAACAAUGAUUGUUCAUAUGCUAAGCCAGACUCUUUUAAGACUAUUGAAGUUAACAGUGACUUGAAGUCGAAGGAAAUUUUGCCAGGCACUUCGAAAUGUGCUAACAGUCAAGAAUCUGUGCUUGCUAAAAUUAGUGUUUUAGAAAGAUCUUUAUCAACAGCUGCUAGGAAUGGAUCUGUUCUUAAUUCUGAAGAUCAUGGCUCUGUUUCAGACCAGGCAUGGGACGAAUAUCAAGAUCCACCAUAUUUGAGUGAGCCAUAUUCUGAGCAAACUGCAGAUGAGGAUGAAGUGAAAAGACUUACAAGCUUUGGCGAUGAUUAUAGAGCUAUUCUUGGUAGCUAUUCAGAUGCUUCUUCUAGCAGCAUUAGGUUGCCUAAAAGUCACAAGUCUCGCACUAAAACUUUUUACAAAUCUGGCAGUGAAGAAAGGUAUGACUCUGUAAUGUCAGAUUCAGAGUCAGAAGAUAUGACUGAUAUAAUAAAUUUUAGCAAUAGAGCUCUUCAGUAUGUUAAAAAUAGUUUGAAAGAAAGUAGCGCAAAGUUAUCAGAAUGUUCAACUGAAUAUGUAGAGCCAAUGUGGACUUGCCAAACUUGUUUGAAAGAUUUGAAUGCUGUUCACGAGAAGCUUAUUGGAGGAUGUGAGCUGGAAUCGCUAACACACAAAAAUUUACAAAGACUACAAGAUUUAAUAAAGGAGUUUGAAAAGUGUCAAGUAAAAUUGUCAAACCUCUCUCACAAUGAAUCUGAGCCAAAAAUCAAUAAUGGAGACCUUGCAUCUUCAUUAUUAGAUAUUCAUUGUACGUUAGAGAAACUAAAAGAUGAGCUCAAUGCAAUGAAAAUUAAUGCAAACAAUGCUGGUCAGUCUGCUUUAUCUCUGAAGCACUUGAAAAUAAACAUUCAAAAAUUGCGGGAUAAUCUAUCAGAUUUGCCAGAAAUGAAAGCUGAUGUACUCUCUGUUAGUGCCAGAAUAUUAAGACUUACAUCUGAAGGAGGAAGCCAUGUCAUUGCACCUCUUAGAGAUAGUGUCACCAAAUUGUAUCAAGAAUGUGAAGAUGUAUAUGAGUUGAAUUGCUCUCAUCUGACCAAGCUUCUUAAUCUGGAAUCCAAUUGGCAUGAAUCAGUUGAAGAUGAAGUUGGUAAUCAGUCUGAAACAACGGUGCAAUGGCAGCCAGUGCAAGUUGGUGAUAGCCUGCCAAAACCAAAAGUGAUAGCUGAGGAUUUCCAUCAGAACACAGCAGCAGAAGUGUUGGUUGCUGAUCAAUAUGAUAUUUUAAUGGACAUACAAAACAGUUCCUCUCAAGAAGCAGUUCAGUGCUGUGUUGUGGAAAGUACAAGUGAAAACUUAAAAGAAUCUGUGUUACUUUCAAAUCCUCCUAUCAUGAAAGAUGGUGACAGAAACGAUGCAAAGUCUGCAGAACAGAAGGUGUGUACAAAAGAACGAUCUUGCUUCUGGCGUGCACUUAGAACUGCAUUUCCAAUACAAUGUGCUUUGGUUAUUCUGUAUUGUAUGUCAUGUUACAUGGAACCUAACUGCUGUGAGAACAUGAACAAUUUUGAGUUCUCUGUUUUGCCACAAUUAAGAUACUUGAGAGGUCCACCUCCAGUGUAGAAGUGUCAGCACAAUCUCUUUUGUCAUGACAUU